Ceratosolen solmsi marchali is the source of this 1238-nucleotide messenger RNA. RefSeq names its product maternal protein pumilio-like. The transcript is spliced from 6 exons. The record is from RefSeq and is a predicted model, not a curated record. Lineage: Eukaryota; Metazoa; Arthropoda; Insecta; Hymenoptera; Agaonidae. The coding region runs from base 120 to 1103 and encodes 327 amino acids.
UGGUGUCGUCGCGACUGAUUACAGUCGUGACGGCCCAGGGCGGUCCGAGGGUGAAUUUCGAGGAGGUGACGCGGCUGGAAAGAGCAUUGGAGACGGUGGAGAGUUACACAGGCGGCUGGAUGAAGCCGCCAGGGGACCUUUUUCUCUAUUGCGACAUGAAAGACCUGGGAGCUGACAUGAUCGCUCCCUCGGCAAAAAAAUUAUGGGGCGUCGACGAGGGCGGCUCCAAGGACGAAGGAGGUGUAAAGGGCGGUGGGAUACUUCACCUCGGUGACCAGAUGUGGCGAGACUCGACCUGGAGCACCUCUGAUCAUGCAGUUUCACAACCAAUAUCAAUGGGGACUGGAAGGCGGGUCGGUGUCGGUAGUGGAUUUCAUCAUCAAACAUCAGAAGUUGGAGCCGUCCUCAGUCCCAGAAGCAGUGAAACCGGAGGACUCGGAGUUAAAAUGGUUGAAUAUGUUCUGGGGUCGAGUCCUACGACGCCUAAGGAGUUGGAGCCGCGAAUGGUGUCUCUUAGAUUGAAUGACACAGACAAGAAGGAUAAGGAUAAAGGGACAGCAAGCCCCUUCGAUAGCUCAAAGGACGACACUGGUCCCCAAGGAAAUGGAUUGUCAUCUCAAAAUGGUCUCGACGAUGACAAAGGAUUCAACCGUACACCGGGCAGUAGGCAGCCAUCGCCCGGCGAGGAGGAAUUUCAGAAGAAUGCGACCUUAGCUGUGAGUACGGGCGCCGGUGGCGUCGUCCUCCUGAAACCUGGCGUGGACGUGAUGGGUGGUGGUGAGGAACAUUUCAUGACCGCCUUCGCCCCGGCGCCGCCCCACCAUUUGCAACAUCACCAGGCGCCGCCGACUCAUCAUCUGCAGCACCCACACUCCCACGCGGCUCAGCUUUUCGGGGCCCAAGGUCCACCCCAGGGCCCACCACCAUCCCAGCAGCAGCAACAACAGCAGCAGGGCCCGCCCCAGCCUCAGGACACGACCGGUCACUUUGACGUCCAGGUGAGUCCUGUUAUUACUUGUCAUCUCCUUGUCGAACACUCGGCACAUCGUGUUGUAACGAUGUCAAGGUACGACACCAAAUCGCUUUUUGAAGGGAAUUUUUAAGAUCGAAUAAAUAGAAAGUGGCACGGCGAUAAAUCAUUUGAAUUUCAGAUUUAAAUCUCACGAUUUACUCCCAAGGAUACCUAUACAUUUUAAAAUGCACAAUUAUUGAACACACGCAGAGAGAAUUUUUUCACG